AGAAAUGAAACCAAACCGGGGAAUUACAUAACCAAUAUAAACCGGACUAAACCAAGAGUUUAACGCUUAAUAUUUUACUAAUCAUAUUCAUUUCUUCUGUCUGCACCAUGUUUCCAUUCAACACUGAUUUGUUUACUUGUAGCGUAGACUAUUUGAUGAUUUGACUUCGCCGACAAAUAUAAGUCAUCGGAUGAAUAAAUUGACUUAUAAUAAUUUUUAAAAUCCCAAGAAAAUUAACAGUAUUAAAACUAUAGAAAAGACUUUAGACUUUGGUUGCUUUGGUAUUCAUCAAUCCCUCGUGAAUUCUUCACAUCUUCCGCAGAGAUAUCGGCCUUGAACCCAUAAACACAGAUUAGUUAUCCUAAUCAAACCUUAAACAAAAUGCCUUGAAAAGAUUAUCCCGUGCCCUCCACCACUAAGCUCUGUCGUUUUCAGACCAAACCCUCUUCUUCUUUUCUGCUUCCAUGAUUGGAUCGAAGUCAUGGGAGAGAGCGUGCAAAUGAAUCAUCACGUGGUUCAAUCUCCGGGGACACAGAAGAAGAACGCAUUUCUGAGCAUAACUUGCAAGCUGGCGAAGACAUGGGUCACGACAACUAUCGUCGUCUUCGUCUUCUUCAUCAUUAUCAUGGGCGCUUCUCUCUGUUGGAUGGAUAUGCUCGUGGUAAGAGGAGGUAGAAUCCAAGUAAUUCCUUUCGCCACAAGAAACACCACUGAUAUCCCAAAGGCACAACUCAAGAUUCCACUGAACUGCACAGCCAAUCAAACCGUCUCUCAGACAUGCCCAUCAAACUACCCAACAAAGCUGGAACUCUCAGAUCUCGAGGCGGAGUCCUGUCCUGACUACUUCCGGUGGAUCCACCGAGACCUGGACACGUGGCAAAAAACCGGCAUAACGAGAGAGACGUUGGAGAGAGCAAGACCAGUGACACACUUCAGGUUGGUGAUAAAGGGAGGGAAAGUGUACGUGGAACAGUACGACAAGGCGUUUCAGACAAGGGAUGUGUUGACGAUAUGGGGGAUACUACAGCUUUUGAGGUUGUACCCUGGUCUGGUUCCGGAUCUCGAGCUUCUCUUCAUGUGCCACGACAGACCCGCGAUUUGGAAACGCGAUUACGAAGGAGUAAACGCCACGUGGCCUCCACCGCCGCUCUUUCACUACUGCGGUCACAGAGACGCGUUUGACAUCGUCUUCCCUGAUUGGAGCUUCUGGGGUUGGCCGGAACUGAACAUAAAAGCAUGGAACAAGUUAUCAGAAGCCAUAGAAGAAGGGAACAAGAGGGUGAAGUGGAAGGAUAGAGUACCCUAUGCCUAUUGGAAAGGGAACCCUAGAGUGUCUCCUUCAAGGAAAGACCUCAUGCGUUGUAACUUCUCCGACAAGUAUGAUCCCAUGGUUCAUCUUUAUGCCCAGGACUGGGGGAGGGAAAUAGCACAAGGGUUCAAGGAUUCGAAAUUAGAAGAUCAGUGCUCCCACAGGUACAAGAUUUACAUAGAAGGGGUGGCAUGGUCAGUGAGUGAGAAGUACGUCCUAGCAUGUGACAGUACGGCAUUGCUGGUAAAGCCCGAGUUCCACGAUUUCUUCAUCAGAGGCAUGAUGCCAAAACAGCAUUACUGGCCAAUCAGACCCUACGGCAAAUGCGGGGACAUCAAGUUUGCUGUCGAAUGGGGCAACAACAACACCGGGCAAGCGGAGGAUGUAGGAAAAAGAGGAAGCGCAUUCAUACAGAAGAAUCUGGAGAUGAAAUAUGUGUAUGACUACAUGCUGUACGUGCUACAAGGAUAUGCGAAGCUGUUGAAGUUGGAAGUGGAAGUGCCAGAAAACGCAAAAGAAGUGUGUUCGGAGACAAUGGCAUGUCCGGUCAAUGGAGGGGCGCUGAGGGAAUGCAUGGAUGACUCGUUGGUGAUGUCUCCGAGUGAUAAGGCUCCUUGUCUGAUGCCGCCUCCUUACGAGGAAGACGAACUUAAGGUGUUUCUUGAGAGAAAAGAAAGCGCGGAGAGAGAGGUCGAGAACUGGGCGAACGAGUAUUGGGAGACACAGAACAAAGCCUCAACAAAGUAAAAUCUGUACUUAUACUACGUUAACACUUUGAAUAAUAAUUAGUUGAGGACGUUAAAUUAUGAUAAAAUAUUUCUAACUC
Messenger RNA from Tarenaya hassleriana, 2135 nucleotides. Its product is annotated as O-glucosyltransferase rumi homolog. NCBI's taxonomy places the organism in Eukaryota, Viridiplantae, Streptophyta, Magnoliopsida, Brassicales, Cleomaceae. The coding region runs from base 482 to 2056 and encodes 524 amino acids. The record is from RefSeq and is a predicted model, not a curated record. The transcript has 6 exons.